This is a messenger RNA of Saprolegnia parasitica CBS 223.65, 1107 nucleotides long. RefSeq lists its product as hypothetical. NCBI's taxonomy places the organism in Eukaryota, Oomycota, Saprolegniomycetes, Saprolegniales, Saprolegniaceae. Gene Ontology annotation, molecular function: methyltransferase activity. The record is from RefSeq and is a predicted model, not a curated record. The transcript has a single exon. The coding region runs from base 41 to 1054 and encodes 337 amino acids.
AUUUUUCCAACCCCGACACACCACAACAACAACGACGAUUAUGGCGCCGCAGGUGAUUGACAUUCGCGCCAAGCAAGCCGCGAGCGCGCCAGACCUCUGCCACGUCAUUGCCGACGGACUCGCCGAGAAGGUGAGCCAUGGCGACGAGAAGCCCGUGCGCCACGUGCCGUCCCUCGUGCUCUACGACGCGCACGGCCUCGAGAUUUACGACCAAAUCACGUACCUCGACGACUACUACCUCACGAACGCCGAGAUCGACAUCCUCGCUUCGUCCGCGGAUGCGAUGCUCGCCCACGUCCAGGACGGCGACAUCCUCAUCGAGCUCGGCGUCGGCUCCAUGCGCAAGACGUCGCACGUGCUCGACGCGAUAGUCCGCGCCGGGAAGCGCGACACGACCUACUACGCCGUCGACGUGAGCGAAGAGUCGCUGACGGAGGCGCUGGCGCCACUCGUGUCCCAGUACCCGACGAUCUCGUUUGUCGGACUCUUUGGCACGUACGACGACUCGCUCGCGUGGCUCCGGGACCACGCGCCGCACAGCGCGGCCAAGACCUUUCUCUGGCUCGGCUCGACGAUCGGCAACGUUGUGCGCACGGAGGCCGCGGCGUUCCUGCGGUCGAUCCAAGAAACGGCGAUGGCGACCGGCGACCACUUUAUUGUCGGCAUUGACCGCCGAAAGGAGGGCAGUACGGUCCAGGCCGCGUACAACGACCCGAGCGGCCUCCACCGCGAGUUUGUUCUCAACAGCUUGUCGCACAUGAACCACCUCUUCAACGCGCCCGUCUUUGACCGCUCCAAGUUUGAGCACAAGUCGAUUUACAACGACGUCGAGGGCCGGCACGAAGCUCACUUGCAGUCGCUUGUGGCGCAGACGAUUCACGUCCUCGGGAAGACCAUUGCGCUCGAGAAGGACGAGCUCAUCCACGUCGCGUACUCGCACAAGUACUCGGAGGACGAAAUGAAGCGCCUCGUGCAGAGCGCGGGCUUGCACUGGAACGACAAGUUUGCCGACUCGCAGCACCGGUACGACGUGCACCUCUUCAGCAAGGCGUAACCCGCUCUCGUUCAUUUCACAACAUAACCUACUAUAAACAAAUUAGCUAUCCA